UCAGUUGUUUGUUGGCCAGUUGUCAAUUUGGUUUGUUUUUUUGGCAUGGAAAGUCCAAAAAACGGAGGAGCAGCCUUUAAAUAUGGUCCAGCUGUACGGAUUGGUAUUGCCGUCCUGGUGCUGCACACCGUUGGCUGGCUGGGCUGGAAGGCUGUGAACCAGGAUGCGGCUUCCAAGGAGGCAAAGGUCAAUGCCAAUGCCAAGCACGAACAACUGCGGGCGGCCUCAAGGAAAAGUGACAUAAUGUGGAGUGAAAACUCUGGGGAAAAGCCAACAAGCUGCAAGAGACUGUGUUAAUAAAGUUAAUAAUUUAACAAAUAAAUAGAAAAUGUGAAAUGUA
Drosophila serrata is the source of this 340-nucleotide messenger RNA. RefSeq lists its product as uncharacterized. NCBI's taxonomy places the organism in Eukaryota, Metazoa, Arthropoda, Insecta, Diptera, Drosophilidae. The record is from RefSeq and is a predicted model, not a curated record.